CCGCAUAUUAUUGAUUAAGUCUUCUCACAUUAAUUGGCAGUGAGGUUUCUAAGCCAAGUAAAGAAACAAUAAUAAUUGAACAAUCAUUGUUUUCUCACUUGAUUUAGAAACCUUACACCUUCUUCUUCUUCAUUGACAUUACAUCCCCCACUGGGGCAUUGCUGUCUCGCAGCUAAGUGUUCAUUAAGCACUUCUACAGUUAUUAACUUUGAGGUUUCUAAGCCAAGUUACCAUUUCUGCAUUUGUAUAUCAUAUCAGAGAAGUGGCCAAACCGAGAAUUGCCUAGACUGGCACCGGGAAUCGAACCAAGUCACCUUCAGCAUGCUCUUGCUUUGUAACCACGCAUUGCACCGCACGGCUAAGGAGGGCCCCUAAUACAUAGAAACCUUAAAUAUAAUAGGCAUAUACAGCAUUUGGCUAGUUGCUUAUUCGCUGAACUGCAAAAGGUCCUUCGCAAGAAGUAGUGCAAAUUAACGGGAAUUCCGUUCACGCAGGCAGAGAACAGUUCGCGUUUAUAUUCUGUAAUCUCUAGGUGCUGUUUUGCCCUCGCAAAUUUCGUCUAGUGAGGGAUUAAUUUACCUUUUCAUACUAAUACUAACAUAACAUAAAUUCGAAAAGCUUUCCUACAAUUUAAAUUUAGAUGACCAGAAAGUUUAUAACCAGCAUAAUGAAAUACAUCAUUGCCAUAGCGCAGCUGACGAUUUUUGGAUUUGUUAUUCAAUGUGAUCUAACGAAUGCGCAAAUGGCCGUUUUCAACCAAGAAGUUAACACUAUCGAUGAAGGUUGCACUUUCACUACGGGUUGCAAUUUCAGUAAUCUAUCAUGCCGUUACUUGAGCUACCUCAAUUCAUCAAUUAAUAAAGCGCACUAUUCGGAUUUGGAAUCGGUAUUGGAUGCGGUACAAAACGGAGAUGCAUCUGGUGCGCUCUAUUUCACCGAUAACUUUACAGAUGCUUUGGUAGCACGAAUUGCAUUGGGUUCUGAUGCUGAUGAUGAGACAAAACAACAAUCGGAAAUUCGCGUUUGGCUUGACAAAUCCAAUCAGGCGAAAUAUAAUGUAACUAAAACUUUUGUGGAAGCGGCUUAUCAAGAGUUUUCAAAGCAACUGGUACAGGAUUGCCAAACGUUACAGAGCUUAGAAAACGUUGACACAAGCGCGAAAGUGUGUAUAAAUAACAAUCGAUCCACAAAUGGUGUCCGAAAACUGAACGGAGUGAAAUACUUUUCUCUUUGUUGGCCAUACAAUAACUUCUGAAUGGAACAAAUUUUGAUCUAUCAAUGAAUUAAUAAAUAAUCAUUAAAUGAAAAGUAGUCAUAUUUUAGCAAUACAAUGUUUUUUUGGUUCUUUAGAAACUAGAAUAUACUGGUCUUUAAUUAAAAAAAUGAAAGUAAAUUACAAAUGUCUAUAAUUGACACAGGUUAAAAAUAACUCAAACACAUUGUGAAGCUGAUUCAUAUGGUUAAAAAGUGACUAAUAUCUCUCGAUCUACGGUACCUACAACACAUAUGAUUCGAUUAGAACUAUUAGAACGGAAGUGGUCCAGAAAGUGAAAAUGGAAUCAUAAAAGCGUGAAAUGGUUUGUCCACCGACCAACGAUUAUCAUCAACGCUGUUGCACUUUCACAUUUGUCGCAGCCCCAUCCAUUAGAGUAAAAUAGUUCCGUGGCUACAGAGUGUGAAUAAUUUUUAUCAAAAAAUAGAAAGCCUUUUAUUCAGAACAGAACGCCAUAUCUUCUAACAGUUGGUCAGUCGUGUGUUGAACUUUGCUGGAAAUGCAUCAUAGAACGGAUAUAACAGUGCAAUAUGCAUUUUUAAGUUUGGCAGCGCUCAGCGCCGUAUCUCUGCUGUUUGUGGUUCAGCUUGCUCAUGGAUUUAAAUUAAUUAAUCCGUGGUCAGAUGAACGACCGGUGUGUAGCAGCAAUAAUCACAAACUACUAUCACUGUUCAAUCUGUUGUGCAACGCAACUCAAACGACAUCGAUUACAACCAGAGAUGCUUGCUACGGAUGCUUCUUUCGCGCCGGAGUUCUACCAGCAGGGCAGACCCAACUCACGGCUGUUAGCCAAUGUGCGACGAUUUAUCUCAUGAAUAGCAACUAUGCACUUUGUGCCACCGCUUUGGCGACCAUUGUGACCGGAAUGCGUCCCACGUCUGCUCCCAUGCCAGGGACAAACUGCUACACCGGAUAUUGCGAAUUCGUUCAGUGUGUUCGCCGCGUGAAUGCAUUCUCACUGAUCAACCAAUGUAUUCUCCAGACACUUGUCAACAAAGAUCUCAACGUUCAAGCGCAACGAGUUGGUUUCUACAUCAACGCUACGUCCUGCAUUUUGGCUCGAACGCGAUGCGAUACAUACAAUCCGAUCACCGGUGAGCUUCAAACGCCGUACGGGACAGGAAUGCUUGGCCUGCGAAACAUGGACGUCCUGUCGAAUUCCCUGCAGAUAUCGCCGAUGGGGGAUCUACGGGUGCUUUCGUUUCCUACGAAAAUUAUUGCAGCAGAUUUGUUUUGCUCUAGUCGAUCGACCUUGGAUCAGUCAACCUUCGGCGAUUCAACAUGCUAGCCGUAAACAUAUAAGAACGUGUUUGGACCUUUUAAAUAUGCUCAUCAAAAUCAUAAACAUUAGGAGAUGUACUGAAAUGUCGAAUUAAAAACUAUUUUGAAUUUACAAUAAACGAUCCAUUAAUUUAUUCUUUGCAA
Molecule: messenger RNA, 2698 nt
Organism: Armigeres subalbatus
Lineage: Eukaryota; Metazoa; Arthropoda; Insecta; Diptera; Culicidae
Exons: 4
Coding region: 1773-2561 (262 amino acids)
Source: RefSeq, a predicted model, not a curated record